Messenger RNA from Solenopsis invicta (red fire ant), 3322 nucleotides. Its product is annotated as TNF receptor-associated factor 6-A. Lineage: Eukaryota; Metazoa; Arthropoda; Insecta; Hymenoptera; Formicidae. The record is from RefSeq and is a predicted model, not a curated record. The transcript is spliced from 7 exons. Gene Ontology annotation, biological process: tumor necrosis factor-mediated signaling pathway; regulation of canonical NF-kappaB signal transduction; protein K63-linked ubiquitination. Gene Ontology annotation, cellular component: plasma membrane signaling receptor complex. Bases 564 to 1625 code for a protein of 353 amino acids. Gene Ontology annotation, molecular function: ubiquitin-protein transferase activity; protein binding.
GCAUUCGAGACUCGAGAGUCGAGAGGUCGAAAGUCCAUUUGGAGCCGUGUUCGCUGGUGUUCGCGUCAGUGCAUUGAGUGCGUGUUCAGUCAUGUUUAUCGGUUACAAACUUUUUACUGGAUUGCUAAGAUCGCUGGAUACAUUAGAUUUUGUACGCGCUAUUAGAUUUUUGAUUCCUCUUUUAUAAUUUCACUUUCUAUAUCAUACUUUUGGAAUAUGGUCAUAUUGUUCCCACGACAGAUUUGAGAAACGGGCACUAAUUAAACGUGAAUUGAAUGUGCACUCAAUUCUCGAAUUACUAUUGUCUUGAAUAUGCAUUAUUGAUGGAAGAUUCUCCGAGGAUGUAAUAUGCAAUUAGCCCUAAUAAUUGCUGUCCACAAAGGCUCACAACAGAAAUUGUAGUAUUCAGUGUAGUGUUUACUCUAGGGUAAAAAAGAAGGCAAUUCUGAUGACACACAGUUUACUUAACUAAUGGGACUUCUACAAAUACAAAUGCAUAGGAUACUGUAUACAUGAAAUGACAAUUACUAAAAAUCUUCAGAGGAAUAUUUAAAUUUGCAAUUAUGGAAACAUCGAGCAGAUCAGCGGAGCCUACUAAGGUCAUCGAGGAAACUGAAAAUUGUGACGAAAACAUCAAAGGCUAUGUAGAGCCUAGAUUUGAAUGUCCCAUUUGUCUAACAUGGUUGCGCAAUCCAGUUUUAACAUCUUGUGGUCAUAAGUUUUGUUCUCAGUGCAUUCACACUUGGCUUAAGAAAAAAGGCGCUUGUUGUCCAGUUGAUGGUCAACCUUUGAAAUCCGAAGAUCUCUUCCCAGAUCUUUAUACCAGUAGAGAGAUAUCUCAGAAACGUACAAGUUGUGUUUAUCAGCAAUUUGGUUGUGAAGUAAAAUUGUCUCCUGUGGAUAUGGAAAUGCAUAUCACUCAAUGCACCUAUAAACAAAAUCUUUCAGAGCCUCAAGAAAAAAGAACUAAUGCAAUGUCUGCGGAGUCAAAAUUAUGGGAUCCACCUCUAAAGAAAGGGAUACAAGUUGCAGACAAAGAAGAACUUUCUUCUGAUUGGCAGCAAUUGCUCAAAAAUCUGUAUGAAAGAAUAGUAGUUUUGGAACAGGAAAAUCGGGAGCUCUCUAUAACAGUGUCUAAUCAGAAAAAUCAACUCGCAAAUAUGUGUCUACGAAAUUGUAAUGGAGUUUACAUAUGGAGACUGAAAUCCUUCCAAGAAAAACUUGACACUAUGAUCAACGACCCUUUAAAAAUGUUCUACAGUCCAGGUUUUUACACAAGCCCAAAUGGAUAUAAGAUUUGCGCGAGGAUUAACAUAUCAUCCAAGGAUCCCAAUUAUCUGUCUUUUGUUUUACACAUUAUGAAAUCAGAAAAUGAUGAUGCUUUGGAUUGGCCGUUUAACGGCACAAUGUUUUUUGCAUUAAUACAUCCGCAAGAUUCAGAGAAAAACAUAUGUGAUACAACGUCGUCACAACCAGAUCUUGAGGCAUUUCGAAAACCCACGUGCGAGUUAAAUAAACGUAGCUUCGGUUAUACAGAAUUUAUACGUAUACGCGAUAUAACCGAUUUUUUGCAGCACGAUACUUUAAUUUUUAGAAUAGAAGUUCACCCAAUAUGUUUAAGAUAGUGUUAACAAUCUAUUCAUGCACUUUAAUUAAAUGAUUUUCUGUAAUAUUUAAUAUUUUUAUAACAAUUAUACAGAGAUAACACCAAAUAGUUAUUAUGAACUAAAACGGUGUAGCUAAAUUUUCAUAAAUUUUAUAUUUAUAUAUAUAUAUAUAUAUAUUGUGCCUUCGAGAUUGUUUGUGUCCAUCCGGUAUCGAACAGCUGACUGGAAAAUCGAGACGAGGAAAUCGAUAUUUAAAAGAAGAUUGCCCCUACCAACAGGCCAUAUUUUCGGUUGAUAACCGAGUUUUACUUGAGCUUAAGACGACUUAAAGAUGUCUGUUGAAUAUUUACGGGUUUCUGAGAAGAUCAUAGUGCUUACUAAACAUGUUUAUUAUAAAGAAAACUUCAAAAGUCUCCUUGUGAUAUAAAGUGCUUGAGUGUAACCAAAAUGUCAAAAUGCAAAGAAAAAUGAUUGAGAAAAAAAGCAAAACAAUCACUAGACAAUUACGCAUGCAUAAUUCAUUGAUGUUUGCUACUUUCUGUAACGUGCGUUAAUUAAGGAUAUGUCUUUCGGCAUGACAUAUCUCUAGGGCCUAGAGUAUAUGUAGACUAGAAUCUAGACACAACUAAUUUUUUUAUGCUCGUAACUGCAAACGCUACAACUGCACUACUUCUUCAGCAGCAACGAUGGAAGCGAAAUGUUAUGACAUAUUUACUACUGAAAUGUUUCGAAGCGCUUGAUUGACCGCACUUGAAUCGCUUCCAAGCAUUUGUAGUGAGACUUGAACCGCACUUCGUGUGUAUUGUAAAUCAUAUGUGUGUAAGUUGAAUUUAUUGAUGAUGCCAGCAUCCUAUUAUAUAAAUCGGACCGAAUAAACGUAAUCAUUGAUAUAAUGGCGCAUUGUUUGGACAAUUAGUUUUAUGGUUGUACAUAUGCAAAAUAUGUAGUAAUUUUUGCAUUAUUUUACAAGUAUUCCAGUCAACACGAAUUAUCGUUUUGUUAUAUCUAUGUUAAAAUUUCGCCGUCAACAAUAUAAAUUUAAUAUAAUACACCACCUCAGCUUAAUUGGCAAGGCGGAGGAUGAUGGUUGCCGCUUCUGGAGACGAACGGCUGAGCACAUUAUGUGUGUUUGUCCAGCCGUCGGUUACCUUAGAUAGAAAUUCCUAGGGAAGGUGUUUAUCACCCCCGAUCAGAUUAGGGAGAUAAAUCCCGACGAGUCGUUGGAUUCUUCAAGAGCCUCGACCUGGCGCAAACCUAAGUUAAGGCUUGGUCACAAUAGAGUGCCUCUCUAGGUUGCAGUGAUGUACUGGUGGCUGCCCGGUAUAGCUCUCUUCCACUUAUUAUUAUUAUUAUUAUUAUUAUUAUUAUUAUUAACAACACAUGUGUCAUAAUACAUUCAUAUUAUUGAGUGAAAAAUUUUAACAUAAAUACAAUAACGAUGAUCUGUGUCGACUAGGAUGUUAUUUGCCAAAUUUCAAGAAAUCGAAAAACUGAUAAAACAGUCAUUUACAAAAUAUUUAAACAUCGUAUUUAAUAUUUAUUUAAAAAGUUGGUUUUUUAUUAACUUUUUGAUAAUGAUUAUUUAAUUUGCUAGAAGCUCAAUGCAAAUUUUACAUGAAAAUUAUAUAGCAAGUUAUAAAUGCACUGGUAAAAUAGAUUUUAUUGUAUUGUUUAUUGUAUUUUAUAUUCACAUUAAUAAAUUAUUUUUCUUAUAC